AUGUGUCCAUCCAGACAUUCACUUUCACAUAUAUACAUUGAGUUUCUUUUCUUGUUGGUUAAGACUCUUUCUCGAAAUAUCUAUUUUCCUUUCUUUUAUAUUUCCCUUUUGUCUGUACCAAUUUCAACACAUUCACAGUAUCAAUUAGACUCUACUGUUGCGUCCAUGGCUGAUUUGUCCCCAAGAACCGUGCUUGUAACCGGAUCUGGUGGUCGCACAGGACAAAUUGUGUAUAAAAAAUUAAAAGAGAGGCAAAAUCAGUAUGUUACCAGAGGCCUUGUUAGAACAGAAGAAAGUAAACAGAAAAUUGGCGGUGCAAAUGAUGUUUUUGUUGGGGAUAUCAGAGAUGCUGAAAGUAUUACUCCUGCAUUUCAAGGUAUAGAUGCUCUCAUAAUCCUCACAAGUGCAGUUCCACAACCCGGUGGUUUGCUAGAUAAAGAAGGAGGGAUUAGGGAACUGAUUGUGGGAAAAGAUGACGAGCUUCUUCAGACUGAAACCAAAACCAUUCCUCGAGCUGAUGUUGCCGAAGUCUGCAUUCAGGCACUGAAUUUUGAGGAGGUCCAAUUCAAGGCAUUUGACUUGGCAUCAAAACCUGAAGGAGUGGGUACCCCAACGAAGGACUUCAAGGCUUUGUUUUCCAAUAUCACAGCUCGUUUUUGAUAGAUAAUGCAAUGGGCGUUAUUUAUUAACUGAAGAGGGAUGCCCUAUAAUCAUCAAUGCUCAAUAAAUGAUUUGGAAAUCAUGUUAAAGAUUAUGGACACCAAAAUAAAUAAUGUAGCUCCAUAAUACCAUUGAAUAAAAAAAAUUCAUAUUUAUGCUUUUAAUUCUUUAUAAUUUCUUUCUAGAUGUUUUAAAUUGUACGUAAUUUUUUAAGAUUUUUAAAAUUGCUGUAAGCCUACAAUUAGGAAGAAUGAAUUUAUUAUUGACAAAGUCA
This is a messenger RNA of Vigna radiata var. radiata (mung bean), 934 nucleotides long. RefSeq lists its product as uncharacterized. NCBI's taxonomy places the organism in Eukaryota, Viridiplantae, Streptophyta, Magnoliopsida, Fabales, Fabaceae. Gene Ontology annotation, cellular component: chloroplast. The coding region runs from base 1 to 660 and encodes 219 amino acids. Gene Ontology annotation, molecular function: oxidoreductase activity. The record is from RefSeq and is a predicted model, not a curated record. The transcript is spliced from 5 exons.